AUGGCCUACAUCACCGAUGCAGAAACACAACAGAAGUUGCAAGAACAUCCCAAUGUCUUAGAACUUUUCCACCGAAACACUGGCAUCACCGGGCACUAUGACCUCGUCCAACGCGCGGCAGCAUUGCGCGAACCAUUCCCUGAAACACCAUGGUUGGAAACAUGGAGAACACAGAGUGCAGAAGCAGUGUUGUGUCUUGCUGCAGAAAGCCUCCGAAACCCAGUGGAAGUGUCACCCAUGUCGCCGCAGAGUCAGUCAUCGCACGUUGCAGAUCCGAGUGCAGUGUGCGACACCCAUGCCGCAGGGGAUGCAGAGCGGCCAACAGCAGAGGCAGCCGGGCAAUCGCAGCAGACCAGCCGCACCACUGCGACAGAAUGGGAUGCAACAACGCGGCAGCCAAAUCGGUCGCAGCAGGUGCAUGACACAACUGAAGCCGACAAAGAGGCAGCCACUGGUGUCUGGGAAGGGCAUGACGACGCAGAAGCGUCGGAGGGUGCAGCAACCGACCUAGAUUCUGAAAGUUUGCUUUCCUGGGAUUCAAACCUAUCCGAGACCACAGAGGAGGCUGAAGUCGAAGUCACCGUGGACUCGACAAAGACAUGGGAGGCAAAAACAGCAGUGACGCAACGUGUGACCUGGACCUAUGGGGUGGACGAAACAAGGCCGCUAGUCGACUUGAACGAAACUUCUUCACCGACUGUGACAUCAAACGGCGCGCGCCCCUGCGCGCGACGCCAGAGCAGCGCUCAGGCAGCAGCUAAUGUGAACUCAGAAGCAACCAGUGCAAAUGACGAGACCGAUGCCCCAACCAUGAGCGGCCAGAGCUCGUUUCAGCCAGCGUCUGAGGUGCAACAUUUCAAGUCUUCUCUUGUGAAAACUGCAUCCCCAAAGAUCGUUUCCCACCUGCAAUCCGAAGAAACAACCCAAGUGUACAGCAAAACGGUUCCACAGCAUACAAGCCACAGCGAUGAGAACGCAACCUUGCACGACAUGCCAACCCAGAGCAUGUGCCAGAUGGUAGCAGAGAGAAAAGAUCAGGGCAGCCCUCCGGUGACAGCUGAAGUCAUAGCAGACUCGACCUCGUCACAGAAGCAAGAAGUUACAGUGUCAGUGACAAGCCAGAGCAGCGCUCAGGCAACCACAUCAGACAAAAGCGACGAAAAGGCCACAUCGGCUCGUCCGAGCCAUUCUCGGAUUUUUUUUUCUGCCAGUGAAGACGCAAGCCAGCCGCUGCCGCAGAAGCAUGCAACGCCCGAGUCAGUCGCAGACACAGCUUUGAAUGGCGAAUCCUUCGUAGCCAGUGUGAGACCCAACGUAUUGUCACAAGAUUACACGGGUGCAGGGUGGAAAGACCCCGACGUCGACAUGUUGUUGCAAUUAAGCAAUGCGACUGACACACUCACCAUUCGAACCGGGCACAACUUCUGGGACCAGUGGCAGAAUGACUUUCUCCCCUGGGCUUUUCCCUUCAGCCUCCCCGCACCCGUCAGUGGUCCGGACUUUCCCCACAAAGAGCGACCACGGAGGCCCGCAGAUGCGCCGCAUUUGCAACCCUUGGCACACUUGAAACUCCUGGCCGGACGCAUUGAGAGUUCAAUUCGCAACUCAUGGGAUCUGAUUCCCGGGCUGCGACGAUUGACAUUCAAAUGGCACUCGGUGUGGCAGGGCUCGCUGUGGCGGAAAUGGAAGUCACAACGGCAAGCCAUUGCACCGGCACCUAUGCUCAAGUGGGUCCAAGCGGCUCGUGGCCUCUACAACAAGCUGAGAUCCGGCACAUAUACCACUGCAGGUGGGAAGCCUAAACCUAUACACUUUGACACCCGCAAACUCCCCUAUGCCCGCGGCCUCACAACCGAUGAAAAGGAAUUGCUCCAGGACGUGAAAGGCAUGCAAGGCCAUAUGCCUGGAACGAUUGAAGUACGACGUCGGAUAGGACGUUUCCUCUUCGGGGCCAGGGUUGAGAUGGGAGAACCCCUCUUCAUCACCAUAUCUCCCACAAUCCGUCAUAACACCUUGUGCAUCAAAUUCAGCCGCUAUCGCGCCGCAGAUCCGGGCGGAACCGCCGAAGGAGCGCGCGAGCACCCGAAGCUAUGGGAGACGGCAGAAGCGACCAUCAACGUGCCGCCAUACGACACUCGCAGACAGCUCACUGCGAGGGAUCCGUGGGCCGUCGUUCUCAGCUUCCAAACCGUGGUGCAGUGCAUCUUCGCCAAACUGCUCGGCAUCCGCAUGUGCUUUCGUUGCCCAGCAUGCGAUUGCCGCGAUGCACGCGGACACGGGUGUCACGUGACGGGGGGCAUCCUUGGCAUUGCCAGCGGCCUAUGCGGAGCAAUCGAAUAUCAAGCCAAUUCCACACCGCAUUUCCACUGCAACGUGUACAUCGCGUCCAUUUGGCGACAAUCUUUGAGCGAACUUGCAGCCAAACUGAAUGACAGCACCAUCACAUUCGAGGACGUGCAACAAUUCUUGACAUGGGCACACUCCGAAUCCCAUCUUGACCUCGCAAGCCAUACGCAACAGCAAGACCACCUUGAAGCAGACUGGGCCCAGAACAACUGCAAAGCAAGCCACGAUUUUUUGUGUCAGUGGCCCAAAUUCCUUGCCGAGGACAAAGCGGCCAGUCCAUGGUUGAACGCAGUGGAACCCAAGCAGGCAUUGGCCGAUGCAAGUCGUUUCAUCCACCACUACCGUCGAGCAGCACAGAGCAAGAUCAGCCAUCAGCAGCUGCACUGGCAUCCGUGGAACGUCACGCAGAAGUGUCGGUUGCCAAUCGCCGGUUGCAGAAAGAAGGGGGCGCCAAACAAGUGUAAGCACAAUUUUCCAAAAGUGCUGAACGAAAAAGUUCGAGUAAUUUGCAGAGGGAACGCACGAAAAUGUGCACAGAGCACUGCCGGGCGGCGGAAUGCAUUAGGCUGCUUGGCAAAGAACAUGCUCCCAAAACUGCAACGGGCGAUAGCGCAAGCAGCCCGCCGGUCCACCAGAUAUUUCACCGGCUAUUUGCAGAAGCCGCAGCCGCUGGGAAGAAAAGAAUUGCAACAAGCGGCCAAGCAAUUGCAUUUCCUGGAAGAAGCAGCUGCCAAAGAUGACCCUGCAGCACACUACCGCAAAGUUGUGCACAGAGUCUUCGGGGAUCUCGAAUUUCGUUGCUCAGUCCGCCCAGUCACCGAAGAAUUCAUGCUUGCGGGCUUCAGCAACAUGACCGAUCCCACCACCGCCGAGUGCAUCCGGAAGCAAGGCACCGACCGGAAACCGGUGGAUGGCUGGCAAUAUGGCCGUGAUUACAUUUGGAAACAUCCCUUGCCAAAUAGCCGAGCCGCCAACCUGGUCCGGCUACCGCAGUGCAAUGGAUGCAGUCGAGUGCAGGAAUACUAUCUGGAAAGACGGACCGAACCGCUGAUCCCAUAUCCGACGACCUGUCCGUUGCCGAAGCCCGACAUGUCCAAGGAUGCACAGGUGUGGGCUUCGAAUAUUCGAAACGGUCAGUUAACGCCAGAGUCUGCCACAGCAUGGCUGCAGCGUCUCGCAGAGCAGGGCUCGGUGGCAGUCGAUCCAGCCGCAGGCAGUGCAGAGCAGCGCUCAGCCAGUGCAGAACCGCGCGCAGCAAAUGCAGAGCCGCGGUCAGCAUGUAAACCCACGGCCGAACAACUGAAAUUCCUGCGUGCUGUCGUCGACCGCUGCCUCACAGAGGCUCAAGAAGAACAGGCCGAAAGUUCCCGCAGUGAGCCUUUGCGUGCAGUGUUCCACGGGGUUCCAGGUGCAGGCAAAACCCAAACCCUCAAGUGGUUGCGUGCUUUUUUCGAAGAUUUGUGUAGGUGGCAGCAUCAACAAGAGUUUGUAUACUUGGCACCGCAGAACACCCAAGCUGCACUUAUUGCUGGCAUGACGCUACACUCGUUUGCCAAUAUCCAGGUGAAAACCAAAACGGCCCGAGCAAAAAACACCAGCACACCGGAACAGUUCGCUAAGUAUCAACGCCUACGGUGGCUGGUGGUGGAUGAAUCUUCGACUGUCGGGCUCGAAAUAUUGGCCACUCUGGAGAAACGCCUGCAGCAGUCUACCAGAGAUCGGGAUACGUGGAAACUUUGGCCAGGAGGAGAACGGAGGCCAUUCGGAGGGCGCAACCUCAUCUUGACCGGGGACUUGUGGCAGUUCCCGCCAGUCAAAGCCACAGCCAUUUACCAGAACCCUUUCCAGUCAAACACAACCUUCCAAGUCAACGCACUGCAGCAAAUCUGUUGGUCGCACACCUGGCUUGCCAUCCCGCACCUGUUUGAGCUCACCCGCGAACAGCGGUGCAAAGACCCAAAAGCCGAGCACUUCCUUAACCAUCCGUUUGUGCAUGGGCUGAAUGCCGCCAAGUACAUUGCAGCCAACCUUCGUGCCAAAUGGGUCGCCAGCACUCGCAAGCACAAGUUGCUUUGGAUAAUUGCUCAAGAUACCCCGCUUUUUCAUGUGGAGGCGACGGAAUUACAAGCCCGGCGCGAAAAUUGGUUACAGCGCCAUGACCAGUCCACCGGCGGUGUCGUCGGAAUCUUGCCCCUUCUCCACAACAUGCCAAUCCGAGUCACGCAAACCCUGUCCGAUCUGAAAGCUUUCGGGCUCUUCAAAAACACCCGGGGCAUCCUUUGGAAUUGGACACUGCACGAUGUCGACAAAGACGCCGUCGAAACAGCAGAAGGCCGAGACAUCGUGCUACAACGCCUUCCGCUGGCAUUGUAUGUCAGAGUGGCCGGGGCAAACUGGCAACAACAUCCAGACCUGCCGGUUGGCGUCGCUCGGAUUGAACCCGUCACCCAGACGUGGACGCUGGAAACGAACGGCAAAACUACCGUCUCUCGACGUGGCUUUCCAAUAGCCUCCGAUUACGCUGGCACGGCGCAUUCGUUUAUGGGGGCCACCCUCGGUGCAUGCACAUUGGACCUUGGCACGUGGGAUGCCACGACCUCCCGCGAGGCCAAAAUUCGAUUUGAGAAAGACAAGCCGAACAAGCAAAGGAAUCGUGACAUCAUGUUGUUUUGCCGCGGUUGCAGCCCACAACCGCAUCUACAAGAGAAACUGUUGCCACUUCGAGAAUUCGUUUCGGCCUGGGACCAAGAGGAAUGGUACCGUGUACUGUCAGAAGGCAUGUGUCGCUUAUGCACCCAGUGUCAAACGAAGCAGAGCAGCCCUGCAGCCAAGAGGAAGCCUAAGGAAGUGGGUUCCUGCGCAUAUUGCCAGACGUUGCCAGCCGACCAGACCGGCUACUGUUCGAAAUGCGUUGUGGGCAACCACGCCCUCAAAAGUCAUCCCACCAUGCCAAACAGAAACCGCAUUGGCUUUGUAAGAGCUGUAAUGCAGCGCCCAAAUGUGGCAACUGUGCCGGCCCUUUGCCGAGCCACGCAGAGGCAGGCACAUGGUGUGCCACAUGUGCAUAUCCACCGUGCAGUGGAGGUUGCGGCGAGCCUCGCCCCCAAAGACCAGCCAACCAUGCAAAACACCUGCCGAAAUGGUUUUGUCAACAUUGCAAUGCAGCGAAACACUGUGCCAACUGUGCCGGCCCUUUACCGAGCAAUGCAGAGGCAGGCACAUGGUGUGCCACAUGUGCAUAUCCACCGUGCAGUGGAGGUUGCGGCGAGCCCCGCCCACAUGAAAGAAGAUACCACGCCCAGCACAAGCCGCUUUGGUUGUGUCAAGCAUGCAGUGGACGCAAUGGUUACCCGCCGUGUCCAAUGUGCGGUCUGCAACGCCAGUCGGUACCAUGUCAAUGUCAUGCCGCACUGGACCUGCGAAGCCUGCACGGUAAAGUCUUGUCCCAAGUGCGGGGAAGUUCUUGGUGCAAAAGCUCAAACGGAUGCAUUGUGUUUAGCGUGUGCAUAUCCACCAUGUGAGAGCUGUGGGUCGCAACGCCCGCAAGAAAGUCGUUACCGUGUCAACGUCAUGCCGCAGUGGACCUGCGAAGCCUGCUCAGUCAAGUCUUGUCCCAAGUGCGGGCAAAUCCUUGGUCCAAAAGCUCAAGAUGGUGCAUGGUGUUUAGCCUGUGCAUAUCCGCCCUGUGAGAGUUGCGGUCGCCCACGGCCAAGGACGCACAGUGAAUACCAUGCGCAGGUCAUGCCAACAUGGACGUGCGAGGCGUGCGGCGGGAACAGCCAUACUGACGGUCCCAAAGAAAAGGCUUCGCAGAGGUUAGUCGCCCAUGCAUCCGACGCCAGCCAACGGCAUAUGACAUUUUUCCAUAGCCCAACAUGA
Molecule: messenger RNA, 6225 nt
Organism: Cladocopium goreaui
Lineage: Eukaryota; Dinophyceae; Suessiales; Symbiodiniaceae
Source: the annotation of a GenBank genome assembly